Molecule: messenger RNA, 2133 nt
Organism: Lagopus muta (rock ptarmigan)
Lineage: Eukaryota; Metazoa; Chordata; Aves; Galliformes; Phasianidae
Gene: UFSP2
Product: UFM1 specific peptidase 2
Exons: 12
Coding region: 129-1517 (462 amino acids)
Source: RefSeq, a predicted model, not a curated record
CCGCAACAGCGACCGCCCUGCACGCCUCCUCCCUGCGGGGCGGAAUGCGCCUGCGCAGAGACGAUGCGGCCGGGCUCGGCCCCCGCUGCGGCGCUGACGGACGUGGACCCUAGGUAACUCUGGAAGCCAUGGACAUACUCUUCAGAAUAAGAGGUGGCUUGGAUUUGGCGUUUCAGCUAGCAACUACUGAUGAAGCAUCAGCAAAAAGUGCAUUGAAAUACGUUUUCAGUGAUCUUGCAAAUAAGCUGUCCUCAGAUGUUCUUGUAUUAAGAGUUUGCCACAGUUCAGUCUAUGUGUGGCCCAACAAUGGUAUCAACACUAUUCCAGAGCUGACUGAUGAUUCUGCUUGCAAGGAGAUAAAACGAUUUAUACACUUUGAUCAGGAUGAUGAGACCCGACGAAAGCUUGGCAAGAAAAAGGAUAAAAAGCUACAAGACAUGCAGCAGGUAAUCAAUAUUGACCUCAUGUUAGAGAUGACAUCUUCAUUAGAUGCUUUGGCUCCAGUCAUCGAAAGAGAAAAUAAGGAGCACCACUACGUUAAUAUGACAUUGCCAGUUGAUGUUGUUGUUUCUGUUUCUCCAGAAGAAACGUGGGGAAAGGUACAAAAUCUCCUGGUGAAAGCAAUUCACAAGCAAUUAACUGAUAUGGAAAGAUGCAUCAUGAAAUACAUGAAGGGAACAUCAAUUGUGGUACCAGAGCAGUUUCAUUUCAUGUUACCAGGAAAAAAUCACCUGGUAACAAUUUCCUACCCUACAGGUAUUUCAGAUGAUCAGCUGGAAAGUUAUAGAAAGGAAUUGCAUGAGUUGUUCAACCUGCCGUGUGACAGACCGUAUUUCAAGAGAGCAAACGCUUACCAUUUUCCAGAUGAACCAUAUAAAGAUGGCUAUCUCAGAAAUCCACAUUCACAUCUUAAUUCACCUGGUCCUGAGUCUGGUGUGGUUUAUUUGGUGCAUGGCACAUACAGUUACCAUCACUAUAUGCAAGAUCGGAUUGAUGACAGCGGCUGGGGCUGCGCUUAUCGGUCUUUGCAGACCAUCUGUUCUUGGUUCAAGCAGCAAGGUUACGUUGAUGCACCUAUACCAACACACAAGGAAAUUCAGCAGGCCCUGGUGGAUGCUGGAGACAAACCUGCAGCAUUUGUUGGGUCACGGCAAUGGAUUGGUUCAAUUGAGGUGCAGCUUGUUUUGAAUCAACUCUUCGGAAUAACGUCAAAAAUACUAUUUGUCAGCCAGGGUUCUGAACUCGCUUUGCAGGGAAGAGAACUUGCUAAUCAUUUCAAGACUGAAGGAACACCAGUUAUGAUUGGUGGAGGUGUUUUGGCUCACACAAUACUAGGAGUGGCGUGGAAUGAAAUAACAGGGCAUAUAAAAUAUUUGAUUCUAGACCCACAUUACACUGGAGGAGAAGACCUGCAUGUUAUUUUGGAAAAGGGCUGGUGUGGUUGGAAGGGCCCGGACUUCUGGAGCAAGGAUGCCUAUUAUAACCUGUGCCUACCUCAACGACCAAAAACUAUUUAAAUCCCAGUCUUAUGCAAGAACAUGCUUAGCCAGAGUACUAGCAGGCCUAGAAGUAACUGUCUUUUUAGUUAGCAGACUAAUACUUUAAAUUGAUCAAAACCCAGCUGAAAUAGAAAUGUUAUAAUUUAAAUCAAGACAUUUGUGUUUUUUUUUUUUUUUAUGAAACCUCAAAGAAUAAGAGAGUUUUCUGCUGUGAAUGCAUUUUUUUUUACAAAGUAACUACUACUCUUUCCUUCCUUUUGGCUAAGAUAACUUUGUUUAUAUAACAAUUUUAUUAUGCUUAAAAGCUUUAGAAGUUAAAUGUCUGAUCCUGUUAUUUUAUGAAAUUCUUUCCUGCUGAAAAAAAUUGUACUCUUACCUUUCAUUUUCUGUAGAGCCAGGUGGAUUUCACAGUAUGAGUCUAUUCAAAGCCAUUCAUUGCGCUCACUGUUGAUAAUGGUAUUUUAGAUGAGGAUUAAGGAAAAAAAAUAAUUCUGUAUGAACUGAAUUUUAUGAACUUUUGCUCUCAUUUACUCAGGAAAAGUAUGGGAGACUUAAUUAUUAUAUGCUUAUUUGUUAAAAGCUGUAUGAAUACAAACAUUGUAGGAAAAAGCAAAACAGUGGUCUUCUGUUAGAA